Molecule: messenger RNA, 2862 nt
Organism: Pelobates fuscus (common spadefoot toad)
Lineage: Eukaryota; Metazoa; Chordata; Amphibia; Anura; Pelobatidae
Gene: SLC35E2B
Product: solute carrier family 35 member E2B
Exons: 8
Coding region: 440-1654 (404 amino acids)
Cellular component (GO): Golgi apparatus
Molecular function (GO): antiporter activity
Source: RefSeq, a predicted model, not a curated record
AAUUUCACCUAGACAUUCUCAGAAAUGCUUUGCUAACCAGGCUUCGACUUCCGAUUUCUAAAUUUUUUUAUAUUUAUCUAAUUCUCUUACGUAAACAGGUUUCACUAAUGAAUCAUCAGUCAUGAAAUGUGAUUGAUUAAUUGGGGGGCAGUUUAUUGCGUACAAUGAUUUUGUAAAAUUUGGUUAUUAAACUGCACAAAGUAAGAUUUCAUAUCUGUUGAAUUUGUUUAAGUUAACUUUUGUACGUGAAAAUCCUAAUUAAAUAUUCAAAUGUUCCCCUUCUUAUGCAGGAUGAAAAGGUUUCACCAUUGAAGUGACGUUGUCUCUGUAACGGGGUCAUUUUGGAAAGGAUGCAGAGUGGACUGAGUGACCUAAACCAUUGCUUACCGUGCAUUUAGCGCAUUUGAAUGUCACAUUUUUGGGAAAUUUGACAAUCAAAAUGCCAUCUUCAGGUAGCACGCAGUCCCCAGAGGACACCAAGUGCCUCCUGUCUCCAGAGAAGACAAAAGGGAAAGGCUCAUAUCAUUUAGGUCCUCUGUUCGCUCAUCGGACUGAGAAGAUCGUGAUCACUCGCAGCGACAGUGUGCCUGAAGAGAAUGUAUUAAAAAUCACUAUCACCGAGACAACCGUUCUUGAGUCGGACUUGGGGGUCUGCAAUACUCGAGCACUCAUCUACCUCACUUUGUGGUUUUUCUUUAGCUUCUGUACACUGUUUCUCAACAAAUACAUACUUACCUUACUGGAAGGAGAACCAAGCAUGUUAGGUGCUGUGCAAAUGUUGACCACUACCUUUAUUGGUUGCAUCAAGAUGUUCAUUCCCUGCUGUCUGUACCAGCACAAACCACGUCUUACCUACCCUUCAAACUUCCUCAUGAUUAUGCUUUUUGUGGGUAUAAUGAGGUUCGCAACUGUGGUGCUAGGACUUGUGAGCUUAAAGAAUGUGGCGGUUUCUUUUGCUGAAACAGUUAAAAGCUCAGCCCCCAUAUUUACUGUCAUAAUGUCAAGACUUAUAUUGGGAGAGUACACUGGAUUGAUGGUGAACCUGUCUCUUCUUCCAGUCAUGGCUGGUUUGGCUCUCUGCACUGCUACUGAAAUCAGUUUUAAUUUACUGGGCUUCUCUGCUGCUCUGUCCACAAAUAUCAUGGACUGUUUGCAGAAUGUCUUUUCCAAGAAGCUGCUCAGUGGAGAUAAAUAUAGAUUUUCACCACCAGAGCUCCAGUUUUACACCAGUGCUGCUGCAGUGAUCAUGCUAAUCCCUACGUGGAUAUUUCUCAUGGACAUGCCAGUGAUUGGUAAAGGCGCCAAAAGCUUCAAUUACAAUUGGGAUAUCGUUGUGCUCCUCCUUAUUGAUGGUGUUUUAUUCCACCUACAAAGUGUCACGGCAUAUGCCCUCAUGGGAAAAAUCUCACCGGUGACAUUCAGCGUUGCCAGCACCGUGAAGCAUGCUCUGUCUAUUUGGCUCAGUAUUAUUGUGUUUGAUAAUAAGAUUACCAUCCUUUCUGCCAUUGGGACAGUUUUUGUCAUCAUUGGGGUAAUGCUUUAUAACAAGGCCAGGCAGCACCAACGAGAAUCUUUUCGCACAUUAAGUGCCCAGACAUCUAUUGAGGGCUCUGAGCAGUUAAAAGGACAGGAUCAGAAAUCUCACGGGAAAUAACAUUUACACCAUUACCACUGCCUUUUAAUCCUGCCAUUGAAAUCUGAUUUCCGCGCUAACAACAAAGUGUCUGCUUUCCAGGGCACAGAUAAUUGGAGCUUGCAGUACUAUGAAGUGUUGAAUCCAAUUAGGUUUCUCCUUGCAUCAUAACCCAUAUCCAAUUAUGAGUCAUGUCCAAAUCCCGAUGCUCUGUAGCCCUGUGGACUGUACUAGUAAUUGUUUACAGCAGGAUUUCGGAGACCACUUCCACCCACGAAGUACAAAUGCACUUUCCAAGAUCAGGAGCUAAGAAGCUGUCAAAUUUAAAAGGGAAUUUAUAUAUUUUUUUUCUUAUUUUUACAGCAUUUAUGCCUGGAAAGAAAGGUUUAAAAAAAACUUUGAACUUGUUUGCAAGGUUGGAAUUACCAUUAUGCCUCUUACUGUAAAUGUCAAUGCAAAAUUAGGGCUGACUGUAAAGGCCUAUUUAUGUACCGGGACCAUCCAUCUAUAUGUUCUCUGCUAGGCAGAGACACAUUUUUUGAUUAAUGAAAUGUUCUGAAAAAAAGCAAUUUUUAUUUUAUUGGUGUGAUGUCAUCCUCUCCUGUCACAGAUUCAGUUGCUCAGUUACAUCCAUUUACCUUUUUGUUCUCAUUUAUACCAGAAACAUGUUAUCAGAGAAGUGCCUACUUCAGAUGAUCAGGGUCAGGCAGUAAAGUUCUGCAGUAACAGCAAGAUGACGUUGUAAUCAUGAAAAGGAUCUAGUUAGAGUCCCUCACUAUCUAUUUACAUAUAUAAAUAAUUGCUCCCGACAGGUAGCAGUAAGUGGAUUUAGGCAACCUGCAUGAUUCGGUGUGAAGCAUUGGGGUUUUCCAUACAGAGAAUAAAAUAACGUAUUUUUAAAAGUAUUUGCCAUUCCAUCUACAUGUCAAAGGAGCAUUAUAGGGUCAGAAACACAAGCAUUUAUUCCUGACCCUAUAGCGUUAAAACCACCAUUUACGUGGCUUGCCCCAUUAACACUCUUAAAAGGUAAUACAACUUACCUUAUUUCCGCCCCUGAACCGCCUCCUUGCUGACUUAAUCAGAAUUUCUGAUUUUUAGCAAAUCCAAUGAUUUCCCAUAGGAAAUAAGCAAGGAGGGGGGGCGACAGCAAGACAAAACUCUGGAUUGGCCAAUUAGCACCUUCUUAUAGAGAUGCAUUGAAUCGGUGCAUCUCUAUGAGUAAACUUCAA